GGUAGCAAGAAUUUCUUUUGCUAAAAAUGUCGAACAAUAAAAUCUCUUGUUUUCUGAUUUUCCCUCUUUCACUUUUUACCAUUUGUGCCACAUUUAAUAAAGACCUUGUAAUGUGUGGAGACUGCACUGAGGACAAUAUGGGCACUUGCGUAAUUGAUAGUGAGCCGGGGUACUUUGCUACGCCAAAGAUUUCGUCUCGAUCCAGAGAUCUGGAAACUUCAUAUCCGCCAUUAACCGCUAACUUGGACGUGUGCAUACCUAGCGAUAUGAAAAUUGAUGCAAAAGAUUUUACAUUCAAAUUUAUAUGUGUUUGGUCACGAGAACUUGGCUGUCAAAUUCUAACUCCUAAGACAGAUACGGACGUUGUCUGCGCGGUAUGCAGAAUCAGAGAUUAUGAUGGAAAUUUACGUAAUUGUCCGUGCAAGACAACUCCAAAGAAGGGAAAGAAAGACAAGGGCAAGAAUAAAUCGGGAUCAAAGCAACUCUACACCGGAUCUCCUCAUAUUAUGGUUGUUGCGGCGGCGUUGGUACUUGUAGGACUAAAGCAAUAA
Drosophila takahashii is the source of this 551-nucleotide messenger RNA. The record is from RefSeq and is a predicted model, not a curated record. NCBI's taxonomy places the organism in Eukaryota, Metazoa, Arthropoda, Insecta, Diptera, Drosophilidae.